Molecule: messenger RNA, 174 nt
Organism: Plasmopara halstedii
Lineage: Eukaryota; Oomycota; Peronosporomycetes; Peronosporales; Peronosporaceae
Exons: 2
Coding region: 1-174 (57 amino acids)
Source: RefSeq, a predicted model, not a curated record
AUGAUAGGUUCUCCGGGAGUUGUGGAUAGCAUGGAACUCGGGUUUACAGCACUGUCAGCUAAUUCCUUUUAUCAGAAUAUCUUAUCAAAAAGUAUGAUCUUCAACCACUCCACAAAGGUUAAGGUCAUUGGGGCCUGUUUGGUGUCGCCGUAUCGAGGGCGCAUAAGAAAAUGA